Molecule: messenger RNA, 3784 nt
Organism: Hemicordylus capensis (graceful crag lizard)
Lineage: Eukaryota; Metazoa; Chordata; Lepidosauria; Squamata; Cordylidae
Gene: KIF11
Product: kinesin family member 11
Exons: 22
Coding region: 373-3567 (1064 amino acids)
Biological process (GO): microtubule-based movement; mitotic spindle assembly
Cellular component (GO): spindle microtubule; nucleus
Molecular function (GO): plus-end-directed microtubule motor activity; microtubule binding; ATP binding
Source: RefSeq, a predicted model, not a curated record
UGAUUGGCUGAGACGAAACGGAGCGCGCCAUUCAAAGUUGUCCCGAGCAGAGUCGCUUGGGCUUUGGGCGGGCGUUUUGUAUGGGAGACUCCGGCUGAAGGGUGCGAUAGAAGAGGCGCCGGGAAGCGCUUCCUUGCCGUGGGUUAGUGGCUUCUUCCCCUACUCACUGAAGUCAAUCGAGACCGGCUUUCGGGGCCCGCUAGAGGCCGGGGUUCCUCCCUGAGUAUCUACUAGUUCCUCCCGAGGGGCGAGCUCGUGGCUGCGGCUUGGCGCGGCAGUUAAGCGAGUGGGACGCGGCCGGCCACUUCCCAGAGUCCCGCCCUGCCCGUCCUUUGAGCCUUCUUCUCCGAGGUGAUCUGUGGCUGCCUGACGAUGAGCUGCCAGGGCGGUGGCGGCACUAAGAAGGACGAGAAGGGCAAGAACAUCCAGGUGGUGCUGAGGUGCAGGCCUUUCAAUGCGUUGGAGCGCAAAGCUAAUGCCUAUGCUGUAGUGGAGUGUGAGCAUUCAAGGAAAGAAGUUGUUGUUCGCUCUGGAGGGGUGACUGAUAAAACAUCAAGGAAGACUUACACAUUUGAUAUGGUUUUUGGAGCCCAUGCUAAACAAAUCGAUGUGUACCGGAGUGUUGUGUGCCCAAUUUUGGAUGAGGUUCUUUUGGGGUAUAACUGUACAGUGUUUGCUUAUGGUCAAACUGGAACAGGAAAGACCUUCACUAUGGAAGGAGAGAGAUCACCUAAUGACGAAUAUACAUGGGAAGAGGAUCCCCUAGCUGGUAUAAUUCCCCGUACACUGCACCAGAUAUUUGAGAAGCUUGCAGAAAGUGGCACAGAAUUCUCUGUAAAAGUAUCUUUGUUGGAAAUCUACAAUGAGGAACUCUUUGAUCUUUUGAAUCCAUCUGCAGAUGUUGGGGAAAGACUACAAAUGUUUGAUGACCCACGGAACAGGAGAGGUGUGAUAAUCAAGGGUUUAGAAGAAAUAACUGUACACAACAAGGAUGAAGUCUAUCAAAUUUUAGAAAGGGGAGCAGCAAAAAGAACCACUGCAGCUACUUUCCUGAAUCAAUAUUCUAGUCGUUCCCAUUCCGUGUUCUCUGUCACACUGCAUAUGAAAGAAACAACAAAUGAUGGUGAAGAGCUUGUUAAAAUUGGGAAGCUAAAUUUGGUGGAUCUUGCUGGAAGUGAAAAUAUAGGUCGUUCUGGAGCAGUUGACAAAAGAGCUCGUGAAGCUGGAAAUAUCAACCAAUCUCUGUUGACUCUGGGGAGAGUCAUUACUGCACUUGUUGAAAGAGCUCCACAUAUUCCAUACAGGGAAUCUAAGCUCACUCGAAUCCUGCAAGAUUCUCUCGGAGGGCGCACAAAAACAUCUAUAAUUGCUACAAUUUCUCCUGCAUCAAUAAAUCUUGAGGAAACUCUGAGUACUCUUGAAUAUGCUCAUAGAGCAAAGAAUAUCCUGAAUAAGCCUGAAGUGAACCAGAAGCUCACAAAACGGGCACUCAUUAAGGAAUAUACAGAAGAGAUUGAACGCUUGAAACGAGAUCUUACUGCUGCACGAGAGAAACAUGGAGUCUACAUUUCUCUGGAAAACUAUGAUGCUCUUCAUGGGAAGUUGACAGUUCAGGAGGAACAAAUUGCAGAGUACGUCGAGAAAAUUGGGGCGAUGGAGGAAGAACUGAAAAGAGUCACAGAGUUAUUCACAAUUCAUAAAAGUGAGCUUGAUCAGUGCAGAACAGACCUACAGGUCAGGGGAAAAGUGCUGGAAGACACGCAGAAGCACCUGGAAACAACGAAGAUUCUUCUUGCAGAAGAAGAGUAUGUGUCAUCAACUCUGGAGGAUACAGAAGAGAAGCUUCAUGGAACUGCUACCAAGCUCCUUAGUACAGUUAAAGAAUCUACCAAAGACGUGUCAGGUCUGCAUGCAAAACUUGAUCGUAAAAAAGCAGUUGAUCAGCAUAAUGCAGAAGCCCAGAAAGCCUUUACAGACCGCCUGAGUGCUCUCUUCAGUAAAAUGCAGAGCUUGAUUGAUGAGAACUGUUGGAAACAGCAACAGAUGCUGAACUAUUACGCUGCUUCAGUUGGUGACCUGCUGUCUUCCAGCACUUCGGCCUUUGAAGUUACUGCGGCAGCUAUAGAUGAAGCAUUCAGUGCUGUAAAAGAGAUGGUUUCCACUGAAGUUUCUCUAGCUUCUGAAAAGAUACUGAAGCAAGAAUAUCUGACAUCUGAACAUAAAAAUGAUCUGCAGAAACUGAUAGAAGAGCAUACCGCUGGACUGAACAAAGCACUAAGUAGUCUGUCACCUGUGGUGAAACUUGUAUUGGGCAUAAACUCUCAACUGCAGAUUAACUUUAAAAAAUAUUCAUCUCUGGCUGAAAAGAUGGAAUGCCAUAAAGAGGAGAUGACUACCUUCUUCCAAGAUCAUUCUCUUGCACUGAGUAAACUGCAAGAAGAAAGUUCCCAAAUGCUGGCUCAACUUCAGCAUGAUUGUGAGGCCUUGGAGGAAGAGUUGGAGCUGGCAAAGUUGGCACAUGAAAAGGGUACAUCCCAGCUCAUUGAUUCUCUGCAAAAGCAGCUGAGCUUGCUAGACCAGGAAACGCAGCAAAAUCUAAGUGGAGUCCGAGAGAAAGGUGGUCGUUUGAAGAAGAACGUUACUGCUGUGAAAGAACACAUAACUGUGCAAACAACUGGCCUUGUCAAUUCUGCAACUUCCCAGCACAGCAUAUUGACUUUGCCCCUGGGUGACUUUUCCCAAGAGAUCAGGCAAUCCUACAAUGAAAAUGUCAAGAUGCUGUCACAGUCAUCUAGUCACUGUGAGCACCUGGGCAGCAGCCUAAAAAGUGUGUGCCAAGAAACCAGUAACUGGGGUGAAAUUGCAAUGAAAAGGACGGUUUGCAUCGCUGAUCAACAGAGAACUUUCCUCAAAAGCAGGAAGGAACACCUGCAAAGGGUCUAUGAGAUUCUAGAUGACAACUGCAAUGCUUCAGUUGCUAAAGUUACAGACCAUAUUAAUCAACAAAAAUAUGCUGAAGAAGAGGUACUGAAGAGGCUCGUUGAUGAGAUGCAGAAUGAUAAGAAUGUGCUUACACAGCAGAAAAAGGCACUCAUUGAAGAAACAGAGGAUGGAUUAACUCAAGUUAAUGGUUUCUUGAGAGAGGAACUUAAAGCAGACAUCCCAACAGGAACAACUCCACAAAGGAAAGAUUACCGUUAUCCCACGACAGUUGUAAAAGCAGAACCCCGUGAUCUCUUGCUUGAAAAAUUAAGGCAUAAGCAGGUGGAGCUGGCAGCUACACUGAAGGCUGCUGCGGUAGAGGCUACAGAUGUCUUGGACCAGGAUUCUUUGGAGGAUGAAGAGGAGAUAAGAGAGACCAAUGAAAGCUUGUUCAGUGAAAAAUCCUAUUUGGAGACGAGUGUGUGCAUUCAGACAAGUGGUGGCAUGCCCUUCUUCCAGCAUAAAAGAAGUGUAAAAAAGGAUAAAGAGAACAAAUCGGCAAGCUUCCUGGAAAAGGCUAAGGAAGAGGAUACAGCAGAUCAAUCUCUUUCAAAAACAAAAAUUCCAUUAAGAGUCCAGAACUAAGAAUAUGCAGUACAUCUGCUUCAUUCCUCUGUGUUUCUCGCUCAAAUACAGCAUGGAUUUUCCUGCUUUCUGUACAUGGUGCUAUAGCAUCUUAUCAUAUUUUAUCUGUAAAAACAUCUAGUAUUAUUAAUCAAUAUCUACUUUUUAUACACUCUAACUUGUUCAUAAAAUUUGAAAUUUCAUAUGCUAGUUUUCCUAAAUAAAAACCUUACUCUUA